GGCCGCCAUCCUGCGAUACCAGAACAAUCGUCGCAUGGAUCCUGAGAGACGCGAGGUCUUCAUGAGGUAUCUAGCAUACGGAGGCGUCGAUGUCGGUCCCAAGAUGUUCACCGGAGUGGAUGAACAAGAGCUCCAGAAACUUGAUAGUGAGCAAGUUCUUAUUGCAAAGGGGCAGGCGAACAUCCGCCAGGAGUGUACAAAGCUUACAGUCGACUUCAACACUGUUGUGAAGGGAUACCUGACCUCCUACUUCCCAUACUUUUUCAAUCCUGAAACCGAGGACAUGGUGAAGCUAGCCACUGUCACGAUCCGAAAUUUCCUCUCCUAUCUCCUCUGCCAUGAGGUGUGCCCCGAGUACAAAGAGAAUAUCGAUGAGGCGCGCAGGUCGUGUGACAUCGCAGCCAAAGAACUGUGGCAGAAUCAGGAGUUCGCAACCUCCAGCCCCGGAGAUUUCAACAAGGCCUGCUCUACUCUCUUCGGUGGCUUCUUCUACGAUGUGAAUGUCGAGGAAAAUAAUUGGAACAACCGAAACAACGGAAACUUUCUUAUGAGAAACGACGUCGCGCGUAAAGUGGUUAAGUUCGCGAUGGCUGGUUCGGGAACAGAUGCCAUGGCCCUUCGAUUCCAGACGUUGGCUAACCAGAAUACAUUGCAUUCGACACUUGUGCCAGAUAUUCACGGCUUCGAGGUGAUUACAGUCUUCCCUCCCACGCCAGAGAUUCGUGAAUUCUACAGACAACACGCACCUGACCUCAACCCUGUUGGACGAAUGGUCGGUAAAGCGUACCGUGAUCCUGGAAAGCCUUGCUAUGAUCUAAGUGCAGAGGAAAGAUUGUUAUGGGAAACUGGGACUGCUUCGAUGCCUGAUUUUCAAUUUUUCCUGGAAGAAAAUCUGCUCAAGCUCUGUUAUCCCAAGAUGAAAGUGAUCACUCCGGUGUGGGAACUCAACUGCGGAUUUAACUUCUUUGAAGACGUUCAUACUGUUUACAGCUCAAUCUACACUGUUCUCUGCAACGAUCUUAUGCUGGGCUAUAAGCAGUUAGUCGACUUGACUGGAAAAGAACAGGACGAUGCUGAGGAGAUCGAGGAGUCGAACGGUAAUGGUGUUGAGAAGAACGAGAUAACGCUGUAA
Aspergillus pseudonomiae is the source of this 1132-nucleotide messenger RNA. RefSeq lists its product as uncharacterized. The coding region runs from base 35 to 1132 and encodes 365 amino acids. Lineage: Eukaryota; Fungi; Ascomycota; Eurotiomycetes; Eurotiales; Aspergillaceae. Gene Ontology annotation, biological process: regulatory ncRNA-mediated gene silencing. Gene Ontology annotation, cellular component: ARC complex. The record is from RefSeq and is a predicted model, not a curated record. The transcript is spliced from 2 exons.